Molecule: messenger RNA, 1050 nt
Organism: Ceratitis capitata (Mediterranean fruit fly)
Lineage: Eukaryota; Metazoa; Arthropoda; Insecta; Diptera; Tephritidae
Product: phospholipase A1-like
Exons: 3
Coding region: 6-1043 (345 amino acids)
Biological process (GO): lipid metabolic process
Molecular function (GO): lipase activity
Source: RefSeq, a predicted model, not a curated record
UGAAAAUGAAGGUUUUCUGUAUUUUGGCAGUUUUUGCAUUAGCAGCCGCGGUAUCGGCCUUCCCUAAUGAGGCGGGUCGUGAGCAUGGCGAAAAUGGUUGGUAUGUGCCGAAUGCCGAUGGCUCAUACACCUGGUUGUCCACUGAGGAGAGUGAAAGCCUACUUGCCGAGCAUGAGGAGAAGGAGCAAUCGCAGACGCGUCUGAGUUUAGUGCCAGUUAACUUCUACUUGUACACAAGCAAGAAUCCAUCGACUGCACAGCAAAUCUCUGAAACUGCCAAAUCGAUUUUGAACUCAAACUUCAAUGCCGACAAUCCUACUAAGGUACUCAUACACGGUUGGCUACAGAGCUACACGGCGUCUAUGAAUAAAAAUAUACGCGAUGCUUGGCUCAGUCGUGGCGACUACAAUAUCAUCGUUGUCGAUUGGGCACGCGCUCGUCUCCUUGAUUACGUUUCCAGUGUUGCUGCUGUAGAACCGACUGGCAAAAAGGUUGCCAGUAUGCUGGAUUACCUUGCACAAUAUCAUGGUCUCUCUAUGGCUAAAGUUGAGGUGAUUGGUCACAGUUUGGGUGCACAUGUUGCCGGUUUUACGGGUAAAAAUGUUGGUACGGAAAUGGUAAAUGUUAUUGUCGGCUUGGAUCCAGCACUGCCACUCUUCAGUUACAAUAAACCGAACAAGCGUCUCAAUAGCGAUGAUGCCACAUAUGUGGAGUCCAUACAAACAGAUGGUGGUCAAUUGGGUUUCUUGAAACCAAUUGGUAAGGGUGCCUUCUAUCCGAAUGGUGGUAAGAAACAACCCGGUUGUGGUUUGGAUUUGACGGGUGCUUGUGCUCAUGCUCGUUCUUGCGUCUACUAUGCUGAGGCUGUAAAGGAGAAUAACUUCCCAAGUAUGCGUUGCGGUGACUAUCAGGAGGCGGUUAAAAAGGACUGUGGUACCUCAUACAGUAGUGUGAAAAUGGGUGCUAUGACUAAUGCUUACUUGGUAGCUGGAGAUUACUAUGUACCUGUGCGUAGUACUGCUCCAUAUGGUAUGGGAUCAUAAGUGUAGA